This is a messenger RNA of Linum trigynum, 2326 nucleotides long. The record is from the annotation of a GenBank genome assembly. Lineage: Eukaryota; Viridiplantae; Streptophyta; Magnoliopsida; Malpighiales; Linaceae.
CGCACUUAAUCCAGGGGCGGAAAAAACUAGCUACAGAGAUUCAUUCCUUGGAAACAGCCCACCGGUUGAUAUCCCGGAAGGCGACGACCUAAUGUCCGAUGAAUCAUAAACAGAAGAUGCUGAGGAUGAUCCGGACUGUCCGACCAUCCGAAUCAAAAAGAGAACCAAUGCCAAGAUCUGCAACAGAUGGCGACUUGCAAUUACUUUCAGAAUCCUUGGCCGAACCUUCCCCUUCGCCCUUGUCCAGAGCAGGGUUCAACGAAUGUGGGCAAAGACAGGUGGACUCAAGGUGGGUGAUAUUGGAAAUGGAUAUUUUCAGGCAACUUUUAAUUCCCAGCUGGAUCACAACCGAGCUCUGUAUGGCGGCCCGUGGACGAUCGAAGACCACUACAUCGUCUCGGAGCCAUGGAGACUCGACUUCGAUCCCGACUUCGACACGAUCAACAGAACGGCGGUCUGGGUCCGCCUCCCCCGCCUCCCGUUAGCUUAUUUUGAUGAAGACAUCCUGUAUGACAUUGGCAACAAAAUUGGAAGGGUGGAGAAGAUUGACUAUAACACGGCCAACGGAUUCAGGGGUAACUACGCCCGAAUCUGUGUGGAAGUUGAUCUCCAAAAAAGGUUAGUGUCCAAGUAUAGAAUCAAAAGAAGGGUGAGAUGGAUUGAAUAUGAAGGGCUGCACAUCGUGUGCUUUGAAUGUGACCAUUACGGUCACCUUGCAGAGAAAUGCUCACAAAAACAGAACAUGGAAAGUCAGAGCAUGAAUGAUGGAGGGACACAAGCUAACCAAGCACCCCCGAGUCAGGUAAUUCGCCCAGAAAUUUUGGAGGAUUUUGGGCCAUGGAUGUUGGCAACCAGAACGAAAAGGAAAGGCAACCAACAAAGAAAGAAACAAACGACUGGAAAGGAGAAUGGCGAAGUCAGGGAGACAACAGGGAAAGCCUCUGGCUCGAGAUUCAGCGCCUUAGACACUGAAACUGAUGUUCAAACAGGGGAAGAAAUUACAGAAAAUCAUGGUGAGAACCAGAACAACAAUGAUAUGGAAACGGAGCAAGAGCAGGAAAAUCAGACAGGAAUUUCAACAAAGGCAGCAACUAAGGAAGGGAAACAGGUGAAGAUGAACACUGGGAAAGCAAGUGGGGAAGCUAGUAAAGGUCAGAAAUCCAACACAAAGGGGAUGUCUCGCAAGGAGAACCAGAAGGCUUCUCCGGUGCUACCUAAGCAAAGCAAGGAUAAGGAUAAGGUACCAAGCCCCAUCAAGACAAACCAGAUCCAAGGUAAUAAGGCUGGGAAAGGAACUUCUACUCAAGGUGCUGUCUCCCCUGCUAGGAUACACAAGCUAGGAGUCCUUGUCUCUUCUUCUUCUGCUUCAGGAAAAGUUGGAAUGGGGAAAGGAGUUGCUGCAGAAGCAAAAUCUGGCCACCAGCCAAAAAUGAAGCAAGGGGCAGAUAGAAAGGAGGAUAAGCAAUCCACCAAGGAAGGAGUGAAGAAUCAUACCAUUGGGGAAACAGUCCCUAGGAAGAUUGACUUCAAUCCACCGAGGAAAGAGAAAGUCAACAGGCCAGAAGAUGCCAUUGAAUUGAAGGAGUCUGCUUUAGGCAGGAUUCCAGAGGUUCAAAAGACGGCACUAGCCGUCGACAAAGGAGAUUCCUGACCCAUCGGGUCGUUGCAGGACAGACCCCCCCCCUUUUCCUUAAUGGUUAAGUUUCUUUCCUGGAAUUGUAGGGGUGCCUUGCAUCCCAAGUUUUUGUCUACUUUGGAGCUCUACAAGGCUAGCUUCAAACCUGAUGUUGUUUGUAUUCUUUAACCACGAAUUAGUGGCAGAGAUGCUGAAAGGGUUAUCAAAUCUAUUGGCUUUGAUACCUGGAAAGUUUCUGACGCUGUGGGUUUCAGUGGAGGAAUCUGGGUGCUUUGGAACAGAAGCAACCUCAACCUGGAGCUUGUGGAUAACCAUAAGCAAUUCCUCCACUUUUAAUGCACUGAUGGAGGUAGAACUACCUUCCUCUUCACGGUUGUUUAUGCUUGUCCAAAUGAGUAUGAUAGGAGGGACUUGUGGCAAUGCCUGAGAAACAUUGAUUGUGGUACUAAUAUCCCUUGGAUGCUCUCCGGAGACUUCAACUCUAUCACCAAGCCCUCAGAGAAGCAAGGUGGGGCACCAUUCAAUGCUGCCAAGGCUAAAGCCUUCAAGGACUGUAUCGAUGAGUGUGGGUUUAUUGAUCUCGGGUUCAAAGGACCAAUGUUCACUUGGUUUACCAGAUCGACAAGUCUCAGGGAAAGGCUGGAUAGGAGCUUGUGUAACCUGGAAUGGCAACAAAAAUUUCCUGCCACU